AUAAUAAUACCUAUAUAUACACUCUUGUGUUUUGAUUUAUCAAAUUAAUGAAGGCUGUGUCAUUUAUGAAAACAGAACUUCAGUACUCUUUGUUAUGUUGUGCACAAUGCCUUUGAAUUGUGAUUCUGAAUUUUAUUCUGCAUUUACAUGAAUACAUGGUACAACUGUCAUGCAAUCAGAAUUGAGCAUUAAUUCACAAUAUAUGCGAGUAUUUAAGCUUAGAGUUUCUAUAUUCUGGAUGCUGUGUUGUCUUGCCAAAAUGCCAGAUUACAAUGUGUAACGUGGGAUUGUAACCUUUCUUACAGUUGGUUGUCUGUAACAUUACUUAGUUGUUUUAUUGGCAGGUGAAUGUGUGCAGCCUUGCUGUAAGGUGAGUGCAGUGGGAAGCCAGGGACUGCGAGCUGGAGCCAGUGUGUGCCAGGGAUGUGGGAGGAUUCCCCGUUUAGAGCCUCAGCUGAUCAGGCCCGAGCCUGCGCAUCUUAUUGGCUGUGUCCAGGGGCUAGACCUCCGCACGUACUAAAACCUGAAAAUUACCCAACCCUAUGCCACAGCCUGUAAACUUCUGAAGCCUGCUUAUUUGACAUAUACUCAGCUUCUGGCAUUUCUCUUGUAUUUAUUUGCUUACUUCCUUGCCUUUUUUUCCAGAGUAAUUAUGCCAUGCAUAUUUAACACAUCUCACAGUAUUUUAAGGAUGCUAAAAGAAUUUAAAUACUGUAUGUUGAAGCAAUCCAGUUUAUGUCUUUUGCUCAAGGACACUGCUGUGUCUCCCUUUAAUAACUAGGCUGCUUCCAUAUCCGAAACUGUACACCACUAGCCGCCCAUGGUUUUUAUUCUCAGUGGUCAAUGAUUUUCCAUGCUUCUCUGGAAGUUAUUUCUAAACUGGCUGGCUCAUGCAGCUUCUGCUGUCAAGUCCAUGUACAGAGUCAAGUCUGCAAAUCCGACAUCUCUCCACUUACAUUCAGAUUCCCCAGUCAACUUCGAUGGGACGAUCUCAGAACGUUGCUGCAAUGUUUCCCCUGCGCUGUCACACCGAUGCCACAGUGACACGCCGACUUGGCAUGAGUGUCAUGUGCUGGGCGGUUUCUGGCUGGUAAAACAUGAGGGGGAAGGAAUCUGAGACAAACAGAAGCCUGUGUGACAGAGAAAAGCACCAUAACAUUGCAGUCAGUUUUCUAAAUGAAUAACAAGGCGGAGAAGCUGCAGUGAGAAGAGUGGUGGGUGUAAAGGUGGUGAAAAGGCUAGCAGCUGAUCUCUUUCAUCAUCGCUCUUUCGUGCCUGGUCCGCGUGCUUGAUCCGCCUCUGCCCUGGAUCCUCCUCUGCCUGUCUUCCCUCUGCUCCCACAAUGCAGCGGGGCCCCUCCCAGCGUAACAGCACUCCCCAUCCAUCCCACCCCCACUCUCACCACACCCCGGCGCACAGACCCUGCCGUGCCGUGGCCACGGAGAGGAGCCGUGUGCUAGGUGUGUAGCCAGACAGGGUGCGUGCGUGCUGCGUGGUGCAGUUUGUGUUUGAGUCAGCAGCAGCCUGGGGCCUGAGACAGUGUGGGCUGAGCUCCUCCUCUCUUCCUGUCCUUCACAGCCUCCUCAGCUCUAUUCACAUGCAGAUGCUUGCCGCCUGGCGGAAAAAAAAAAAAAAAAAACCUGUGAACAGUCUCAUUUAAUAUGUAUGUGUGCGUUUGUACGAGUAUAUUCGUGUGUGUGUGGCAUGUGUGCAUGCGUGUGCAUGCAUGUGCAUAUGGGCGUGUACGUCAGUGGAUAUCUGUGUGUGUGUGUGUGUGUGUGUGCAACCAUGCGUUUAUCAGUGAUUAAUGGCGAGUGGGUGGCGGUUAUAUGGCACUGCAGAGCUGACGUUCCUCACUGCUACUUAUUACUCAUUUCCUCAGACCCAUGUGCAGCAGUCUCAGACAAGCACCAACACAUGCAACACACACACACACAAAUGCAAACUCUGGCUUUUGCAGGUUCAUGCCUCUGACUUGUCAGCUACUCUUGAACAGCACUAGAAGCCAAUGGCAUUUUCUGCUCUGAAAAGUGUACUGUUUGGCAGCGUUCUGCUAAUGGUCUCAUUCUGUGGGUAGUGCUGUCAGCUUUCGGGAUUCUAGCAUGGAUAGCAGUCUUCACUUGAAUAUUUGGAGAGCCUGCACCAAGGUAAGUGGUUGCUUAGAGGGAGACGCCCACUGAUGCGCCAGUGAUGCUGUGCCAAAGAACGAGCCCUUCUCCAGACCCUUCUUUCACCCAAGAGGCCCAUGUGACCUAGUGAGUCCACACCCGGGGGAACGCAGGCGUCUGCCGGGACACGCAGAUGAGUUCCGCUCCGGACCGCACCAAAGAAUGCCUCCCUCCCAAGAAGAGGGAGUCCAGGCAGGGCUCGUCCGAGCUCGCCCCCGCCGAUGACUUCAAGCCGCCCGCGCCCCUCAGGACCCGGCCAGGGGGGAGGCAGCCUGAGAGCAAGGAGCCGGGUGAUGGGCCGCCCCCCAUUCCGCGCUACGGCAGGGACCUACUCCCGCCGCCGCCCCCGCCCCCGCCCCCACCCCUCCCGGCCCACAAGUUCGCCCUGCCGUGGCCCCUGUCUUACCCGACGGCGACACCAGGCCCCUUCUCCACCCAGAUGGGGGAAAGAUGCGGCUCAAACUCACCUGCCUGGAGAGACCAGUGUGCCCGGGGUGUGGACCCCACUGACCAGGCCACGCCCCACCACUCCCGGUGGCAGCGUGGAGAGGCAUCUCACAGCGCCUACAAGAGCCACUUCCCCACCGACUCCCGCGAAAUAUGGAGCUACUACAACGCGGGGAAGCACAGCUUCAGCCCCUCCCUCUUCUCCCACACGCACCUCUUCCCCCAGCCGCCGCUGUACCCAAAGGACCCCCCGGACCCCAGGAGGAGCUACCCAACCAAGAGGCCCAAUGGUUUCGACAGGAUGGACGGCCGGCACCUGCCCGCUGGGCGGCUGGUAUCGGCUCCGGAGGACUACCUGUAUGACACCAAGGUGAAGCAGACCACUUCCUCUCACACCAACGGAAAGAGGAGAUACCAGGACGAGCAGAGGUCAAUGAGCGGAGCUGCAUUAAAAGACAGCCAUGCACUUGAGGGCCCCAGCACGCAUUCCUCCCUGCAGGAUAAGGGCCCCCGAGCCACACUCAAAGCUCCGCCCCCUAACGCCUCUGAUGCGCGGACCUUCAAAGUUCCCCUGGACGCCCUGAGCAUGGCGGGCUCUCCCGGGGAGGCACAUAUCUAUUAUGCACUGGGACCGAUGUACUCGGGCCUGCAGCAGCCACCGCUAGCAUAUCCACUGUACAGUACCCACAACCAGGCCCCUGUACUCCCUCUCUACGGGCUGCAGACAGACACAUCCCACCCCCUGAGAAACUCACAGCUGUCGCCAUUGGUGGAGGCAAUCAGCCGCCACAACAGUCACAGCCCAGAUCAAAGCCCCGUCCCCAAACCCCCGAGUCACUCCAGCACCUCCCCAGGAGGCUACCGCUCGCACAGCACGGCGACGGCAGCCGCCCACCACAGCGGGGCCUCCACCAGCUCCCCUCCGGCUCCCCAGCCCUCCAUCCUCCUACCUCACUUUGCCAGGGGCUCCCUAAUCGAGCUGAGUGGCGGGCGACUGAAGCGGGUGGAGGAUCUACAGACAGAGGACUUCCUACUCUGUGCUGACACCAGCCCAGAGUUCCACCUGAGCUCCUGCACCAUCCUGCUCAUCUCUCCGUCCCCCGCCUCCGGCUUCUCACACCUGCAGGUCCUGCUCACCGACUGCAACACUCAGGAGUUACUGAAAGUCUUAGUGGAAUACCCGUUCUUUGUUCGCGACCGAGGCUGGUCUUCGUGCUGCCCACAGAGAACUGCCCAGCUGUAUGGGCUCCGGUGCCGCCAGCUCAGUGUGGGCGACGUGUGCCUGGCACUCACGCCUGCACCACCCGCCCUGCCCUCGACCGCCCUGCCCCGCAACCACGCCCGAGAAGGGGAGCCAGGCCGCGCGGCGCAAGGCGUGCACAAUCGAGCGGGGUAUGAGAGCAGCGCGCAGAGGCCAGAGAAGAUGGCGCCCCCCGCUCCCGCCCCACCUCCGCCUCUGGCACACGCACCACCCUCCGGGGAGCUGACACAGGGGCGCAAGAGACGAUGGUCUGCACCCGAGCUCCUAGGGACUGACAGGACCCCCCCAGAUUUACCUCACAGCUCCAAGCACAGGAAGCAACAGUAGCCCCCCCCCCCCCCCCAAACCCCCUCCCUACAACAGUUCCUCAUGGGUAGCCUGCACAGCCUAGAGGUUAAGGCAAUGCACUCACUCCUUCACACACACACAGCGCAGGGGGGAGAGGAGGAAUGAGCUCAGGGUCAGCAGUACCUCGGCCUGUCAGGUUCAAUGCGGAAGACUAUCAGAGAAACGCUCAGCGUCAUCUACGCUGUUCGGAAAUGCCAGGGAAAAAAAUGGAUGCUUUCUCUCUCUGUGCACGCAUGUGUCUGGUUGUGUUAGUGUUAAGAGAGGAUGAUGUUUUAAAAAAAAAUAAUACAAUGUCUAAUGCACAAAGACAAUAUGACUUUAAUGGAGACAAUCAAAAGCGCAUUCUCAAUGUGUUUACGUUCUGUUUUUGUAAUCGUUGUCCCACGCCUAUUGAAAGUGUUUACUGCAGGAUUUAAAUUUUUUAUCUGUAUCAUGAAAGUAAAUUCUGUGGAAAAGAAAAUACAUAUAUAUAUAUAUAUAUAUAAAUAUAUAUUACAGAUGUUACAUAAAUAUGCUAAAGCGAUAUGUCAGUUUAAUGCAACUUCUUCGUCACUUUUGUAAUUCGUUUUUUCGCUUCUGAGCCGAAGUCACAGGUUGAUGGUCUGAGGCGGGCAGAGUGAAUGAAUGCAUUCCUUUUGCCUUCUUCGAGAGAGGGGGGAGUCACGUCACACGCUCACUGACUAAGCGUUAUACUCCAAUUUGUUUUUACUUUCUUUUUCUUGGAAAGGAAAAAAAAACACUAAUGAAGGGUGAUCCGAACCCACACGUAAGUCUUAGUGGCACAUGGUAGAUGGUCAUUCCUGACCCGGCCUCUGGCGUACAUUGGUGUUUAAAACAGCAUGUGCAAAGUGAGAGUCAUGGUGCUAAUAACAUGUUGGAACACAUUGCUUUGUGAUUGCUGACCCCUCUAUGCUUUAUUUGUAUUCUGUUCAUCGUAUGUUUGAGUGCAGGGAAAAACAAAGAAGAGUAUUUUGAAUUCAGAUACGGGUAUCUCUUAUGAUCACUUUCUCCACUUUAGCUCUUUUUCAUUUUGACUGAGAACAUAAUUUUGUUGUCAUUUCUCCUUUGUAAAUGUUAUAGCUAUAAAACUGUAUAUUUUUAAAAUUGUGAAUCUGUAUUAUGAUGUUCGCUAGAAAUAAAAAAAGAGCUUUAUAGAUUUAUAA
Messenger RNA from Anguilla rostrata (American eel), 5387 nucleotides. RefSeq names its product lysine-specific demethylase 6B. Gene Ontology annotation, biological process: negative regulation of transcription by RNA polymerase II; nervous system development. The transcript has 3 exons. Gene Ontology annotation, cellular component: nucleus. Bases 2302 to 4203 code for a protein of 633 amino acids. Gene Ontology annotation, molecular function: RNA binding; protein binding. The record is from RefSeq and is a predicted model, not a curated record. Lineage: Eukaryota; Metazoa; Chordata; Actinopteri; Anguilliformes; Anguillidae.